AUGGAUGUUGUUGGUCCAUCUGCUCCAACAUCUGAGAAACAUCAACCUCCUUCCUCUGUAGACAAUGCAAACUCGCAUUGGCCAGAAUUGAGGGCUGUAAAUCGUACUCGUCAACCUAGUGUCACCAAGGCAGCAGCAUCUGCUUCACUCGGGUCAGAAACAGAGAUAGCUGCUCUAAAGGAACAUUCAAAGGAGUAUCCUUGGGCCGCCAAAAUGAACCAACCGAUGCGUAAUCUUCACAGAGUAACUAUCCUGGAGUUCAUGGAAGACGGAACUCCUAAGAUAAAAAUUCCCAGCCACGUCCUUUUAGGUGGUUUAGAGAAUCAAAAGGAGUUUAUUGUUGGACAGUUUUACCGUUGUUCUGCUCCCUCUAGAGGAUUAAUACAAGCGAGAGGGUUGUGGCACUUUGACGAUUGCUUGAUGUUCGUGUCAAAUUGGACACCGGCUGAAACUAUUUCUUUGCCAGAAAUUACUACAGUUCCAGUGUGGUUAACUCUCAAGAACAUCCCAUACCAGCUAUAUUCUUUUGUAGUGAUUAAAUGGAUUGCAUCAGGCAUUGGUGAACCUAUGUUAACGGAGAAGUCGUGGCUUGAUCCUACUCAGAUGGGAGAAGCAAAAAUCCUAGUAGAGGUAAAGCUAAACAAAGCAUUCCCACAAAAGGUUGCUUUAGUGGAUACAAGCAAUGUAGUUUCAAUGGUGGAUGUCAUCUACUCAUGGCUGCCUUCAAAUUGUCGUAAGUGUGGACAAUUGGGUCACAAAGCAUCUCGGUGCUUGCUAUUGAAUGCUAAUGGAACUUCUAGUUCUGCUCCAACAGACAACGUGAGUACAAUUAUCUCAGAAGCCCCAAUUGCUAUUGUGGCUGAUGAUUUGAUUGUUGAUGUUGCUAAAGAAAGGGAAAAAGAGACUAAGUCCGCUGCUAAAGACUCAGACGUAACUACUACUGUCACGCAAGUUUCAGAACAUGGGACCACCACCCCUCUUACUCACAUUGCACUAGGUGAAAAAUCCAUUGCCUCAAAGCCAGUUUCUUCGCCUAAGGUCACAAAGAAUCCUACCAGCUUCAAUACUGGUUCCAUGGUCUUAUCAAAAAAGAUAGACACUACUAAACAAGAUUCCACUUCUUCUGCUCCAGCGGAGCACAGUAUACGUAGGUCCUCGUCCAACAAAACUUUGAGUUCAAACCGGUUUGCCUAUCUGGAUACUUCAGAUGAUGAAGAAGAAUCACAGGUUUCAGAUGAGGAUUCUGACCCGACGACUCUUAUGACGCCAAUGGGCAAAAGAAUCCUAAGAGAAAGACCGGUACGACCCUCAGCGAAAGCUAAAGAGAUGGUUUGGCAGACCGUUGCGGUUGGGCGUGGAAACAGAGGCGGUCGUAGUGGUCGGGGUAAUAGAGGUGGUCGUGGCUAA
Eutrema salsugineum is the source of this 1407-nucleotide messenger RNA. RefSeq lists its product as uncharacterized. The record is from RefSeq and is a predicted model, not a curated record. The transcript is spliced from 3 exons. Gene Ontology annotation, molecular function: zinc ion binding; nucleic acid binding. Lineage: Eukaryota; Viridiplantae; Streptophyta; Magnoliopsida; Brassicales; Brassicaceae. Bases 1 to 1407 code for a protein of 468 amino acids.